Messenger RNA from Triplophysa rosa, 3071 nucleotides. RefSeq names its product adrenoceptor alpha 1Aa (gene adra1aa). The transcript is spliced from 2 exons. Gene Ontology annotation, cellular component: membrane. Lineage: Eukaryota; Metazoa; Chordata; Actinopteri; Cypriniformes; Nemacheilidae. The record is from RefSeq and is a predicted model, not a curated record. Bases 204 to 1643 code for a protein of 479 amino acids. Gene Ontology annotation, molecular function: alpha1-adrenergic receptor activity. Gene Ontology annotation, biological process: cell-cell signaling; positive regulation of cytosolic calcium ion concentration; adenylate cyclase-activating adrenergic receptor signaling pathway.
GCCUAGAAUAGGACACAUUUCAUUGUGCUCUCUAAAAUGACCGCUUCAAUGGAAAUACCUCAAUGUUCUUGUAUCGCAUCCAGCGCAAAACCGGUUUCUCAGACCACUGGAGAGAAUCCAGUAUUGAGGUACGAACUGAACUGAGGGCAUCGCCGGAUGUCACGAAUCAACUCAUCUAACCGUCUUUAAAUGCCCUUGAACAAAUGCUUCCCGUCAAAGACAACAUGACCCCUGAAUCCUUCGCUGAAAACUGCACAAACUGCAGCCAGGUUCUCGUCCCGGAGCUGAACGUUAUGAAGGCUGUCGUGUUGGGCAUGGUGUUGGCCCUCUUCAUCAUUUUUGGAGUUCUGGGCAACAUCCUGGUCAUCCUGUCCGUGGUUUGCCAUCGUAACCUACGCACGGUUACCCAUUACUUCAUCGUGAAUUUGGCCGUGGCGGACCUUCUGUUAAGUUCCACGGUGCUUCCCUUCUCUGCCGUCUUCGAGAUGUUAGGCCGUUGGGUCUUUGGUCGACCCUUUUGUGACGUUUGGGCGGCUAUGGAUGUUCUGUGCUGCACGGCGUCCAUCAUGAGCUUAUGUGUGAUUUCCGUGGACAGAUGUAUUGGCGUUAGCUAUCCGCUGCAGUACCCUUCCAUCAUGACGGAGCGACGGGCAUUGCUAGCGCUGCUUGUGGUGUGGGCUCUAUCCGUCACCAUUUCUAUCGGUCCUCUGUUCGGCUGGAAAGAACCGGCGCCGGAGGACGAGUCCAUAUGCAAGAUAACAGAGGAACCGGCAUAUGCCAUCUUCUCAGCCUUGGGGUCUUUCUACCUCCCCCUGGUGGUCAUCUUGUCCAUGUACUGCCGUGUCUACGUGGUGGCCAGGAGGGAGACACGUGGACUGAUUAGUGGACAUAAAACGGAGAAAUCGGAUCACGCCUCUGAGGCUGUGACUUUGAGGAUACACCGUGGUAACACGACGGCGUCUGAGGACGAGGCGUUGAGAAACAGGACUCACUUCGCUCUGCGCCUGCUGAAAUUCUCACGUGAAAAAAAGGCGGCCAAGACACUUGGCAUCGUGGUCGGAUGCUUCGUUCUGUGCUGGCUUCCAUUUUUCCUGGUUCUUCCUAUCGGUUCCAUCUUCCCGACAUACAAGCCUUCGGACACGGUGUUCAAGAUAACCUUUUGGCUCGGCUAUUUCAACAGCUGCAUCAACCCCAUCAUCUACCCGUGCUCCAGUCAGGAGUUCAAGAAAGCCUUCCUCAGCGUGUUGGGCGCUCAUUGUCUCCGUAAGAGAUCCACACCGACCCACCCUCUCUACCAGGGUCACAGUCCACGGCACGCCCAGUCGCAGCUCCUCGCCCUCGGCCUCACAGGCAACACUUCCCGUCUGAGCCCCUCCUCCUCCAUCGCUCUGUCCCGCAGCCCUUCCUCCCGGGACGGCCGGGAGUGGCAGGCCCCUUCCCGGACCUCGUCCGUGGGGACCCCGGGGGUCGGUGCCGGGGUGAGCGUGGGAGCUAAAGUGGCGGGAAUGUGCGGUAAGAACCUGCUGAGGACUUGCUGUGCCGUGAGAACAGAUUCCCCUCAGCCGGAGGCGCCCACACAGAACUCGCUUCCCGUCAUCAAAAUCCAUCAGCUCUCGCUGUGUGAAGAUGGGGAUGCGGUGUGAAUAAAGUCGCCGGGGAAAUCGCUCUAAAGAGACUGGCGCUGCGUGCGAUGCCGUUUGCCACUUGAUGGUGUCUCGGAUUGGAGAACACAAGCUGACAAUCUGAGUGUCUGCUAUUGUGUUGAUGGCCAUUAAAGGAAAACUGUAGGUCACUCUGAAAAUAAACGCAGACGUUAUUUGUUCUUUCUCAUGUUCUGUAUGCUUGUCUUUUUUUACACAUCGAUAGUUCGAAAUGAUGGUGGCUGUCAAGCUCCAAAAAAAGACAACUCGAUGAUAAAUAAAGCACAACCACACUGGUUCUCCCUUACAUAAAUUUACCAUGGUUUUUACCCUAGUAAAAUAUUUACCAUGUUUUUUGGCAGAUUGAUUAUCAUUUGUAUAACGACGGUUUCCCCACAAAUAAAACCUAAAAACCAUGGUUACUAUAGCAAAACCGUGAAAUUAACCAUGGUUUUACUAUAGUAAACGUGUAUUAACCAUGGUUUUUGGCAGAUUACUAUUUGUAUAACCACAGUUUUACUACAAAUACCAUUAAACCAUGGUUACUGUAGCAAAGCCAUGGUACAUUUCUGUUUACCAUGAUUUUACUAUAGUAACCAUGGUUUUUGGGUAUUAUUUGUAGUAAAACCACGGUUAAUUUUGUAGGAGCUUGCAUAUGCUAUAAUCAGGACUGGAGCACUUGUUAUGCAAAAUGAGUCUUAAAGCCAGAUUUAAAAAAAUGUAUAUCACUGAAAAAACAACUGCAUAUGGAACACGAGGGUGAGAAUAAAUACAGAACUUUCAUUUCGCAAAAAGGAGGCCAGGCUGAAACAUGAAAGCCUUCUGUUGUGUCUGCAAAUGCAUUGAGUAUAAAUACCAGCAAUUAUUUGUAUUGACAGAAGUUUUAUUUCUGCCUUCCAAUUUGGGCAAAUUAAAACCCAGACACGUCUGAUCAGCCCCCCCCCCCAAAAAAAAGAAAUUCUAUUUUUGACGCUCCUUCCUGGGUUCAUAUGAUAAGUUCACUUAAUUGUUCAAUUUUCUGAAAUUGCACUGUAGGUAUUGCUGUGGGUUAUUUGCAUUGACUAUGAUUUGGAAAGGCUUUCUGUUACAGAAAAGUAAUUUGUUCGCAGCUGCUUGAACUGGGAAUGGAUCUUUAUCGUGUCUUUCAGAUGCAUGUCAUAGUCACGUUGUCAGAAUGUCAAAAAUAUUGCCAUAUGAACUUAAGUAUAGCAUGAUCGAAGUGGGACCAACUAUUACGAUUCUACAUCAAAAGAACUGUCUCCUGCGAGACGCACAAAUAUUCACCGUCUAUGGACGAAUGACAUUAUAAUCAUGAGAUGAAAACCUCAAAGUGACCAAGUUUCUUUUGUUAUUUUGCCUAAAUGCCUUAUAACAAACUUUGUGUUUAUUUGUCAUAUAAAAGAAAUGUAUGUGAUUCUAAUAUGAUUAUUA